CUCGCCCUUCCCCCUCCCCCUUAUUUCAGCUCCACUUUCUUGGGUGGGGAGCAAAAGGGUGCAUGCAGUCAAGUCAGGUCUUGAGAUAACCAGAGGAUUUGGCAGGGGAGAAAAAGGAGAACAAUGAACAGGACUCUGGCAGGAGCACCCGGUGGCUUCACUCCCAGGCAAAGGCAGCCGCGGUGACAAAGUGAAAGCGAAAGAGGAGGAGGCCAAGGACUGACGAGAAAGCAACAGGCCGGCGAGGGCGGUUUGGAGAGGCCGCCUCUUCCCUAGCCCGGCCGUGCCAGUGGGAGGCCGUGCAGAAGGGCGGUAGGGGACGCGGGAGACGAGUGGCGGGCGCACCGCCUCCAUGGGCACGGGGGAGGGAUGGUGCCUGCUGCUCUGCCUGGCUCUGUCCCGGGUGGCGGCUGACCCAGCCGAAACGCAAUGGCGGGCAGUGGAUGUGGUCCUAAACUGCUUCCUGGUGGAGGAAGGUAGGCAGCAUGGAGGUUUUGCCAGCAGUAGGAACACGGUGAAGGCCUUGCUCGUGCUGAGGCAGGUACCAGUGCUGGAUGACGGCUCCCUGGAAGGCUUCACCGAUUUCCAAGGGGGCACACUGGCCAAAGACAACCCACCUGUUACCUUCGAGGCCUCGGUGAACUUGGUACAGAUCCCCCAGGCCGAGGCCUUGCUCCAUGCUGACUGCAACGGGAAGGAGGUGACCUGUGAGAUCUCCCACUAUUUUCUCCAGGCCACUGUGAAGGCAGCUUGGUUCAUCACCAACGUGCAGGUAUCCGGAGGGGGACCUAGUGUCUCCAUGGUGAUGAAGACUCCCAGGGAUGCUGAGAAUGGAGCUGUCUUGCACCCCACACUGAACCUGCCCUUGAGCCCCCAUGGGAUGGUACCGACUGCAGUGGAGCUCCAAGUGACAACACAGACCCCGUCCCUGAACUUCCUGCUGGGGUCGUCAGCCUCCCUGCACUGCGGCUUCUCCAUGGCACCGGGCUUGGAGCUGACCGGUGUGGAGUGGCGGCUGCGUCAUAAGGGCAACGGCGAGCUGGUGCACAGCUGGACCAGGGCGCAGCGGCAGGCCAAGCGGGAGGGCGCCACCCUGGAGCCUGAGCAGCUACUCGUGGCCGGGGAUGCCUCCCUCACCCUGCCUAGCCUCACUCUGAAGGACGAGGGGACCUACAUUUGCCAGAUCACCACCUCUCUGUACCAAGCUCAACAAAUCAUCCAGCUCCACGUCCAAGCUUCCCCCAAAGUACAACUGAGCUUGGAGAACAAAACUCCGCCAGCCACCCUCAUCUGCAACAUCGCUGGCUAUUACCCUCUGGACAUGGCUGUGACGUGGACCCGAGAGGAGCCAGGCGGAGCCCCAGUCCCAGUCUCUGGUGCCUCCUUCUCCAGCCUCCGGCAAAGCCCAGCAGGCACCUACAGCAUCUCCUCCUUCCUGACGGUAGAACCUGGCCCUGCAGGCGCCACUUACACCUGCCAGGUCACCCACAGCUCCCUAGAGCAGCCCCUCAGGGCCAGCACCCAGGUCUCCCCACCAGAGCAGAAAACAGCCUUUGGAGUCCUUCUUGCCAGCAGCCUCUUCCUUCUUGCCCUGUUGUUCCUGGGGUUUCAGAGACGGCAAGCUACCUCACCAAGAUCUGCCAAGACUCUGAGGCCCUCUGGGUAACCGCUUUCCUACCUCUGAGCAAAAGGCAAGAGUAGUCACAUUCUCCCAGAAGGACUCCAGCCAAGUCUCAGAGCUCAAAAAGGCCCCAAGAAAGGCAUGAAGGCACAGAUCCUGGGGACUCUGGCUCUGUGUGGAUCUCUGCCUUCCUUCAUUGUGUCCCCGGGCUGAACACCAAGGGAGAAAACAUGAAGAGGUGAGAGAGUGGUAGGAAAGCAGAGUGUCUGGGUGAAGGUUAAAAAUGAGCCUGCGGUAGGAAAAGAAAAUGGGAAGAUAUUAAGAAACGAGCAAGUGGGCAAGUCAUGUUCUCAUGGUUUGUGAGAUGGAGCCCCACAGUGGGCUCCACACUCAGUGGGGGGUCUGCUUGAAGAUU
Messenger RNA from Mirounga angustirostris (Northern elephant seal), 2036 nucleotides. It is a transcript of the gene TAPBPL, whose product is annotated as TAP binding protein like. Bases 353 to 1666 code for a protein of 437 amino acids. Gene Ontology annotation, cellular component: MHC class I peptide loading complex. The record is from RefSeq and is a predicted model, not a curated record. Gene Ontology annotation, molecular function: MHC class I protein complex binding; TAP complex binding. The transcript has 7 exons. Gene Ontology annotation, biological process: peptide antigen assembly with MHC class I protein complex. Lineage: Eukaryota; Metazoa; Chordata; Mammalia; Carnivora; Phocidae.